Messenger RNA from Symbiodinium pilosum, 249 nucleotides. The record is from the annotation of a GenBank genome assembly. Lineage: Eukaryota; Dinophyceae; Suessiales; Symbiodiniaceae.
AUGGCAGAUGAUUUUUACACAGAUAUGCGUGAUGAAGACCUCUACGACGAGGCACAUACCACGCAAGCGAUGUUGACGUGCGACGACUGGUGCGACAUAACUGAACUGGACGAUGAAAAGAGAGGGCCAGCAUUGCGCGACAGACUUGAAGGAGGUGCCGCCAUUUACAAGAAGAUCCUAGAGACGGAUGCCUUGAAGAACAAGGAAGAAGGCGUGCUGUGCUUCAAGAGGACGCUGCGACUCUUCUUU